UACGUGAUUUCACUAAACCACUCGAGGAGAGAGACGGGGUAGCUUAGCGUGCUGUUAGCUCUGUGGGUGAUACACUACAAUGUCAUCGAUCAAACAGCUCACCAUCAAUUACAAUCCGGUAAAUAACAGUAACACAUUCACAAAUGGCGAUGUUAUUAAUGGCCAAGUGGUUUUGGAAGUGUCGAAGGAAGUUACGAUUGAAAGCCUUUACAUAAAGUGCAAAGGGGAAGCAAAAGUCAGCUGGAGCGAGCGGCGGAAUGACCGACAUUAUCAUUACAGUGCUUAUGAGAGAUACUUUAAACUCAAACAGUAUUUCAUUCAGGAUCCCUCCAAGAAAAAAAAUGAAGAUCCCGGGGUGAUAUUAAUGGGUGGAGAGAUCUACAGCAGUGUGGUUAAGGCCGGAAAGCAUGUUUAUCCAUUUCAAUUUCAACUGCCCCAUGGAAAUUUUCCACCAUCUUUUGAUGGCUGUCAUGGCUCAGUAAAGUACCUUCUGGAAGUCACAGUGGACCGUUCAUGGAAGAUAGACCGCACUGAAAAGACAGAAAUUAUCUUUGUGCCAAGGAUUAAUGGCAUUAAUUUAAUGAGCCCACAGAGUGGAACUGUCGGCAAGAAGAUGAAACUUUUCACCUCUGGAAGCACUUCAGUGAAAGCAACAAUUGACAAAAUGGGUUAUAUGCAAGGUGAAGUCAUCCGGGUUACCAGUGACAUCGAUAACUCUUCAUCCCGUGAUCUCAAGCUGAAGUACAGUCUUGAGCAAGCACAGUCCUUCUUUGCACAGGGUCACUCCAAAUAUUCCCACAAUACUAUUUUCAAAAUUGUUGGAGAUCCCAUCCCAUCUGGAUCAAAGCAAACAGUCAGCACGAACCUGACGCUUCCAGCCAAUCUGAAUUUGAGCGUUACAAACUGUAAUAUUAUGAAAGUGGACUACAUAUUUAAGGUCUAUUUGGACGUGCCUUAUGCUAGUGACCCAGAGAUCAAAAUGCCAGUCAUCAUUCUUCCUGUAGGCCAUAUUUUUCCUCCAGGGCAAUCUCAGUCAGAUUUUCAUCCCCAUGGGAACCCAGGUGCAUCAGGAUGGAACCAGCCUCCACCCCAGUCUGGAUUUGGGCCCAGUCCCCCAGGCACUAAUUUUGGCCCAGCACCAGGGUUUUACCCCAGUCCCUCCCCAUCGCCUAUGUGUCCAAAUCCAGACGUUCCUCCUCCAUCCUAUACAGACCUCUAUCCAAAUCCAAACACAGCAGCCUCAGAAUUCAAUUCUGGACCAUCAGCACCACCCUUUAAUCCUCAGUACGCUCCUAUGGGAUAUCCAAAUCCAUCGGUCCCUCAGCAAAAUCCAGUACCGAGUGCUCCACAGUUCAGUCCAGGGCCUGCUAUCCCGGGAUAUGUUCCAGCAGGAGCUCCCCCCGGGUUCUGGCCAGAUCCAAAUACACAACCAGAAUCCUAUCCAACUAAAUCGCCUGAGAAACAUUAAUAAUCUGAAAGUUUGAUGACACAUGAAAUUGUGGUAUGGAUGAUGCAUCAUAUAUGUAAUGUGUGCAUAUUAUGUUAGGCAAACAAUAUUAAUCUAAUUUUAUUAAUACUCCAUACAUGCACAUCAUCAUCACCACCAUUAUUAUUAUUAUUAUUAUUAUUAUUGUAGCAGAUGCUGCAAAACCACUACAGCCUUCAUCCUUAUUGUGGUGUCAGUUGCAUCAUACAAUCAAAUUUUUUAUGCUAGCUGCAUAUGGCAUAGCAUUUUGAAUUCACUUCAGUAGGUUCAUGAUAUUAACAAAUAAUUGUAGUUAAUUUUGUAUAAUUUACAUUUAUGGCAUUUAGUAUGAAUGGCAUAUAAAUAUAUGUGAAUUAUAUAGGUAUAUAUGAACACAUUAUUUUUGUUAGCUUGUGAAGUAACUUUUUUUUAUAGAAAAACACUAAGAUGCAUGAUCUUAUAUUGGCCUAAAUGGAUGCCAGAAAAUGGUGCUGUGCAUGUUCAUGUCUUGCCAGAUGAUCAUUAAGUAAAUAUUAAGCUGUGAAUCAUUCAGGUAUUGACAACAACCAUGCUUUUUACGGUUUUUACAGCACUCUGUCAGGCAAACAAUUCACUCAAAAACUUCAGAAAGUUGCCUUAAAUAAAAUAGAUUGAAACAUAUACACUAUUAAAUUGAGGCUAGUAUAAUUUUACAUCGCUAUUCUCGAAUAUGCUUGAUAAAGAAACCCAAAGGAAAACUGGAGGAAAGCUUUAACAAUGUAUUCAUAUACUUUUUGACUCCACCUAUAUCAAUGCUGUGACAAAGUAAACAAGCAAGUUAUAACUGAAGCUACAGAGAACUGGUUUGCCUGUUUGUUUUAGGCUUUUCUCAGUGUCAUGCUUAUGAAGGCAGACAGUUAUUUUGCCUCAUUACGAUCUACCUCUAUGUCUACUUGCGGCCAUUUUGUUUUCACCUUAAGGUUUUUACCAGAAAUAUUUAUCGCUUGGUAAAUGAAAAGAUUCGUUCUCAGUGCAUCAAAACUGUCACAGUAAUAUAAUCAGCUUUAUACCCACCAGUGAGUGCCCCAAUAUUAUUUUCAAAGUGUUUCCAGUGGAGAAGGUGGUAUAAAAAAUUAGUUUACAUAUGUAAAAAAAAAAAAACUAAAAUAAACUUCCUAAAAAAUUUCAUCAUACAUCUAAGCUAAAACACAAAUUUCCCUUUUACAUUUCUUAAGUGGUGGCAGGAUGGCACCACCACCUCCAGACUGAAUGUUUUAAUCUACUGCAGAUUAUUAUAUUAAUAAAUCUCAUUUAUAUUCAAGUUAUUUUUUUUAAUGGAUUCAAAUAAUUGUGGAGAAAAAAUAAAUAUGUAAACUGCU
Molecule: messenger RNA, 2823 nt
Organism: Hemibagrus wyckioides
Lineage: Eukaryota; Metazoa; Chordata; Actinopteri; Siluriformes; Bagridae
Product: arrestin domain-containing protein 3-like
Exons: 7
Coding region: 80-1468 (462 amino acids)
Biological process (GO): protein transport
Cellular component (GO): cytoplasm; plasma membrane
Source: RefSeq, a predicted model, not a curated record